Lobosporangium transversale is the source of this 584-nucleotide messenger RNA. RefSeq names its product ribosomal protein L24. Gene Ontology annotation, cellular component: ribosome; cytosolic large ribosomal subunit. The record is from RefSeq and is a predicted model, not a curated record. Lineage: Eukaryota; Fungi; Mortierellomycota; Mortierellomycetes; Mortierellales; Mortierellaceae. Gene Ontology annotation, biological process: cytoplasmic translation; ribosomal large subunit biogenesis. Gene Ontology annotation, molecular function: RNA binding; structural constituent of ribosome. The transcript is spliced from 3 exons. The coding region runs from base 1 to 399 and encodes 132 amino acids.
AUGAAGCAGUCCAUUGAUGUUAGCUCUUCCCGCCGCAAGAGCAGAAAGGCCCACUUUUCUGCUCCCUCUGAUCUUCGUCGUAAGAUUAUGAGCGCUUCCCUCUCCAAGGAGCUCCGGGAGAAGCACAGCACCCGCUCUAUCCCUAUCCGCAAGGAUGAUGAGGUCCUGAUCGUCCGUGGCACCUACAAGGGUCGCGAGGGCAAGGUCGUUCAGGUCUACCGCCGCAAGUGGGUUAUCCACGUUGAGCGUGUCAAUCGCGAGAAGGCCAACGGUGCCUCUGUCCCUGUCGGCAUCCACCCCUCCAAGGUCGUCGUCACCAAGCUCCACUUGGACAAGGACCGCAAGGCCAUCCUCGAGCGCAAGGACCGCUCCAAGAAGACUGAGGCCAAGCAGGAAUAAAAUAUUCUUUUUUUAUAUUUCAUUUUACAUCAUUCCAUUUCCCAGAAAGACUUUCAGAAAUGAAUAAAAAAAAGAAUUUGCUUCAUCCACGAAAAGAAGAAAAAUGUUCUCUAGACAUUCAAUCAGAUACAAUGCGCUGUGUAAUGUGCCAGUCCUGACUACCUCUAUUUCAACAGAGAUUUUAU